CUGAUGGCCUUGGCUAAUGAAUAUGUGUAUGAUGUUGUACGAAACUCAGUUUCUUUGAACAAAGAGCAAAUUGGAAGCCAUUAUAAGCAUGUAAUGCCAAAUAAGAAAAUAACUUACUCUGCGCAGUUAACUUCAUCUGCAGGACUCAAGAAACAUGAGGAUGAAGCAUUACCACUUAAAGUUGAAAGAUACUCUUACAGAGAACAGAUGGAUCUGCCAUCUACCAAAUGUUCAUGUAAAGUAGUAAAGGGAAAAUCUUUUGUAUUGCAGGAAGAGAUGGGAUAUCACAGUUUUGUAGAAGGCUCUCCUGCUACCAGCUCUAAACACAGUGUGUUGAAGGAAGAAAAUUCUGCCUCUGAGGAGAAUCUAUCAGUCCAAUAUAUUUCAGUUUCUAAACCACCUAAUAUUCCUGUUAUUGAAAUAGGGGAUGAAACAGAAAUUUCUGCACAAGACAGAAAAGAAUGGAAAAACUUUGAUAGUGAGCAGAUGAAUCAACCAACUUCUGGAUGUUCAUGUAAUGCAACAAUGCAGCCAAGCCAUAUGCUAAAGGCAAAUAAAUCACCGGUCAAUGUUCCAACUCCAGAGGCAGAAAGAAAGGCAUAUGCUGCCAGAGAAAUGAAUGGGUAUGAUGACAGCAACAAGAAUUCUAGUCAGUAUGCUGAAGACAAUAUAUCAUUUGAUUCAGAAAGUGAUUGUUGUAAGCAACGUGUCCAUGCAUGCAGAGAAGCAAAGCCAGCAGGUUCCAUGCUAAAGGAAGAAGCUGUACUGCGUGGUAGUGGAAUGGAAUAUAUUCUAAUUCCUGUUCCUCAAGAACAAGAAGCAGAAUUUAAUUUUUUGGAAAUGGAAGUAGGAAACUAUGAUCCAGCAAAACAAGCAAGCCAUAUGCCAAAGAAACACAAAUUAGCUGCAGAUGUUCCUGAUUUUGAAGCAAUGGCUGUAUCUGUCAGUGAAAUGCAAAAACAAGGGGAAAUUCCUUUACCAUAUGGCAAAAUGAAUGUCCCCAUUGGUGGCAACAUGGAUUCUAGACAGUAUGGUGAAGACAAUAUAUCAUAUUCAGAAAGUGAUUGCUGUAAGCAACGUGUCCAUGCAUGUAGAGAAGCAAUGCCAGCAGGUUCUGUACUAAAAGAAGAAGCUGUACUCCCUGGCAGUGCAAUGGUAUAUUUUCUAAUUCCUGUUCCUCAAGGACCAAGAGCAGAAUUUAGUUUCUCAGAAAAGGAAGUAAAGAGCAAUGGUAUAAUAAAAAGUGAAGUGAAUGGCUCUGACGGUGGCGACAUACACAAUGGAAUUAAUUCCAAUCACUACGCUGAAGAGGAAGUAUCAUUUGAAACUGAAGGUAGCUCUAAACAGCAGCAUAUGUGUGCAUGUAGAGAAGCAAAGAAAGUAGGCUCUGUACAACAAGAAGAAACUGAUCUUCCAGCUUGUGGAAGGGUAUAUUUUCUAAUUCCAGUUUCCCAAGUACAAGAUACAGAGUUUAAUGUUCCAGGAAAGGAAGAGAACAUCUAUAGUGAUAAAGUGAAAGAGACUGAGAAACUAAUCUAUGGUGACAAAUCACCAGUAAAUGUUCCAACUUCAGAAAUAAAAAUAGAAACAGGUACUAUCAGAGAAAUGAAGAGUGAUAAUGAAAGUUACAUGGAUUCUAGUCGGUAUAUUGUAGAUGACAUAUCUUUUGAUUCAGGAACUGAUUUUGCUAAGCUACGUAUGUGUGGAUAUAGAGAAGCAAGGGAAGUAGAAUCUUCAGAAACAUCAGUUAGAGAUGUUAUGUACUUAGAUGAACAUGAGGAGUCUCUCAACAGAGAUGGAAACAUCCACACGGAGGAGAGUGAAAAACUAGCCUGUGGUGACAAGUCAUCAGUAAAUGUUCCAACUCCAGAAAUAAAAAUAACAGCAAGUACUGUUGGAAAAAUGAAGAGCUAUGAUGAAAGUAACAUGGAUUCUAUUCGGUAUAUUGUAGAUGAUAUAUCUUUUGAUUCAGGAACUGACUUUUCUAAGCUACGUAUCUAUGGAUGUAGAGAAGCAAGGGAAGUAGAAUCUUCAGAAACAUCAGCUACAGAUGUUAUGCACUUAGAUGAACAUGGGGAACCUCAUGACAAAGAUGGAAACAUCCAUAGUGAAGAGUCUGAGAAAUUAUUACGAUCAUUUGAUGUAGAGAGAAAAUUUUACAAGGAACAGAUGGCUACAGCCAUUAGAAAGUUGAACGACCGAGUCAAAGAAACAGAGGCUUUACGUGUUGAGAGAGAUUCACUAAAGACUGAUCUAGAUGCAGCCCAGCAUUACAUAAAACAGCACAAAAAAGCCAUAGAUAAGUUGAACAGCAUGAGAAAAGUGGAUGAACAACUGUCUCGAGAAAAUGAAGUACUUUUGAAGAAAAUUUAUCAGCUUAGUCACACUGCUUUCAAUCAGCAGACAACAAUUUCUAAAUUGAAGACUAAGUUGAGACAGAAGUCAAAGCAUUGCAGUUAUGUACAGGGAGGGGCAUAAAUCAAGAGCCUGAGUCUGUGGUGCAGAACACUGUAGUACAUGAGAGCAGUUUUGAAAUAGGGUGAAGUCCUAAGAUCAUCAGCAUUGUCAGAAAAAAUAAUGUUGCUUUUCAUUAAUAGCUUGCAUAGCAAUAUGGUAUUGGAUGUUGAAUAUUAUAUACAAUUUUCCUAGCUGUGAUGUUCUCAUGCCAACAUAAAAUACUGAAGAUACUUGCACAUCAUUUGGUAUAACAUGUGUGUGCUGAUCUAGGCGUCUUUCUUUUUAUUGUAAGAGGGUCAUUCUGAUAGUCUAGGAUAGUUAACUGCUCCAAGAGGCAGAUGCGCUUUGUGCAUGCUCUCCUGUUUUCAUAAUUUGACUGUGGUAAUUGAUGCUGCAGUAGUCAUCUUUGGCACUUAAGGCUAGAAGGUGUCACAAAUUCAAUUAAGUAAA
Messenger RNA from Schistocerca americana (American grasshopper), 2907 nucleotides. RefSeq lists its product as uncharacterized. Bases 4 to 2478 code for a protein of 824 amino acids. The record is from RefSeq and is a predicted model, not a curated record. The transcript is spliced from 2 exons. Lineage: Eukaryota; Metazoa; Arthropoda; Insecta; Orthoptera; Acrididae.